Dromaius novaehollandiae (emu) is the source of this 1681-nucleotide messenger RNA. RefSeq names its product platelet-derived growth factor receptor alpha-like. The record is from RefSeq and is a predicted model, not a curated record. Gene Ontology annotation, molecular function: ATP binding; protein tyrosine kinase activity. Gene Ontology annotation, biological process: protein phosphorylation. Lineage: Eukaryota; Metazoa; Chordata; Aves; Casuariiformes; Dromaiidae. The coding region runs from base 1 to 1662 and encodes 553 amino acids. The transcript has 13 exons.
AUGGCAGCUUGCAUCUUCCCAUACCUUUAUAAAGUGGGGGACAGUGAGGAACCACUGUCCAUAUACUUCAGUGCUCCCGAGUCUCUGAAGUACCACAUCUUCUCUGCUUUCUCUGAUGCAUGGGCCAUUGCUGCGACGUUUUACUCCAUUCUCCUGUAUGGUGGGCAGACAUACUUUGAACUCAAGCACUUGCCUGUGUCCAGGUUCAUAGAAGAGAUAUGCAGUGGGCACAGGGCACAAAGACCAGACUCAAUUCCUCUGAAGCUGUGGGACAUGAUAGCCCCUAACUUGGAGCGUGAGGAGACAAAGCGCACAUCCAUGGAGGCAUUGGUAGAGCACUUGGAAAACUACGGGAGUAUCCUGGCUUCAGGAUCCAUUUCAAGAGAAAUCUCAGUAGGGUCAGAUCUGGACAAACUGCAUGAGAUAAUGAGUCAGUUCUCUCCCAUCUGCGAGGAAGAUAUUAUAAGGGGCUACCUUGACAGCAAAGGCAACUUCAAAAGGAGUGAUCCACCAAAUGUAUUUCCAGAUGUGUGUGAAGACAGUGUUGAGCAGAAGGAUGACUGCCUGUGUGAGUUGGUGUCAUUCAGAAUGAACCAUACGACCAAGACAGCCCUGUGUGCGUUAGAACAUGAGAACAUACUGCCAGUAAAAGAAAUCAUGCACUACUUCCCCAUGACCACCACCCUGAUCUCCCAGCCUCUUGGUGGCAACAGGACAUCCCUAAUGCAGGUUGCUGCAAGUGCUAGCAUGGACGAUCGCAAGCUUCUCACUUGCCUGGAGCAGGUUGCUUCUGCCAUGGCAUAUCUUCAUUCCAGAAGAAUCAUACACUGCGACCUGCAGUGCCAUUACAUUUACCUUAAUUCUGGUCACCAUUGCCCAGAGGUGAUAGCAAAAGUUAGUCGCUGGGGAAGAGCAGUCUGUCUGCCACAUCCAGGGACAGAUGACAACCUCUUUGAGCCAUAUGUGCGCAAACUUAUGCCGGCUGAUGCAGCCAAGUGGGCUGCCCCAGAGGUGAGGAAUGAUGGGCUCUAUUCCCGAGCAUCAGAUGUCUUUAGUUUUGGGAUUGUGAUAUGGGAAGCUUUGACAGCACAGUUGACCAACCUGCACAUGUUCAAACCACUGAAACCUUUCCGCUUACUGAACUGCAGGGAGGUUCUAAAAUUCACGGAGUUAGGAAAUAUCCCUGGUGAUUUUGGCUUUCCAAAGCUCGCAGGACUAAUUGAGUGCAUGAAGGCCUGUUGGAAUCACAACCCCACCAGGAGACCUGCAUUCUCAGCCAUAUUAGAGGUGAUCAAAGCGGAAAAAACAGCAGCCAGGGACUGCAAGGCUGCCAGGCUCGCAGCAGUGCCUUCUACUGCAGACGCGGAGGACUACAACUCUGUUUACUUCAGCAGUGAAGCCUCAGAGGAGGACUCCUUCAGCCAUAUUUACAACACAGUUGCAGAGUCUGACCCUGAUCUCCCACGGGCCGCGGACAACGUAUCAGGGCAUGGGGAUGUCCCCCAGCUCCAGCUGUCGGCAGAGCAGACUCUUUAUUUCUCCAAGCAAGACAAAUGGGGAGAGAUGGUUAAUGAAUUUGAGGCAAAAAGAGGAAUAGAUAGGAGCCCAGCCACUAUCAAGGAGACUGACUGGUAUAUUGAUACUGGCAUUAACUGGCAAUAAAAAAAAAAAAAAAAAAAAA